Solanum pennellii is the source of this 2428-nucleotide messenger RNA. RefSeq names its product myb-like protein X. The record is from RefSeq and is a predicted model, not a curated record. The transcript has 4 exons. Lineage: Eukaryota; Viridiplantae; Streptophyta; Magnoliopsida; Solanales; Solanaceae. The coding region runs from base 1 to 1980 and encodes 659 amino acids.
AUGGCUACGUAUUCCUUCUCAUUUGCUCUAAUGAAGGAGAAGCGGAAAGAGAAAAAACAUAAAAAGGACAAGGAUAAGAAAGAAGGUAAAGAAAAAAGGGAUAAAGACAGAAGUGAUGGGAAACACAGAGAAAAGAAGGACAAAAAGGAUAAACACCGGGACAAGAAGGAAAAACACAAGGACAAAAAGGACAAGGAUAAGGAUAAAGAGAGAAGCGACCUCUCUGAAGAGGCAAAAGUUGCUGUUCCACCUGGGGCUUCUAGCGGACAGAAGCUUCCUAGUGGAGAUUACAAAAAUGAAAGCAUCAACUCACAGGAAGCGAAAUUCCAUGAUCAGUCUCAUGGCCAGCUUGCAGAAAAGCUCUUUAAAUCCAGCCUCCCCGUUGUUGAGACAGAGGAGUCUAAAUAUGUGCAGGAUUUGGCUAGGAGGCUUAGAGAUGACCAGAAUGGCGCAGUCAGUCAGUUGGCUAAGAGAUUUCCAGUUGAGUCGAAAAGGGAUGCGAAGUCAAACAGUAUGUAUAUCAAGGAUUCGUGUAAUUUGGCUAGAGAAAAGGAAAAGAACAAGGAGAGAAGUGAUUUUAGCAACAAGAUGGAUGGACAACAACUCAGAGUUGAACCGAGAAUUGGUGCUAAUGCAAAACUUCCAAGCUUUUCAGAGAUGGAAAAGAGAAACUUUCAUGGAUUGCUACCACCAUUGGAAGAGAAUGUUGAGAACAGGAGAGAGGACAAAGAGAAAUCCAAAGGAAGACGAGAUGACAAACCAAGAGACAAGAAGAAGAAAAAAGAAAAGGAUGCGAAAAGUCAUGGAAAGGAUAAAGAAAAGAAAAAGGAAGAGAAGGGGAAGGACAAAAGUGCACACAAGAAAAGUGAAAAGGAUAAAUCAGAGGACAUCAAUCGGAGCAAUUUUGUCAGUGUUAGUAACACCAACCACCAAGCUCCAGUUGUACUCAAGGAUACCAUUGCUGGAGUCACAGAGGGAAAUCAUAGAAAAAGAAAGGAUAUUGAAACAAAUGGUUUCCUGCAUGAGAAUGAAGUCAGACCUGCUAAAUUGCUGCGGCCCUCAUCCUCUCAUCAGCCCACACUGAAUGGAAAGAGAUUAGAGAUUCACCAAAAAGCAGACAUGUUAUCUUCCAACAAACAAGGUGUUGUCACCAAUAUUCAGGUGAUAAACAAGGAGCAGAGUCUCAAUGGUACAAGUAAGUUGUCCAACAAGCAUGGAGUUGGCACUGAUAUUGAGAUGGGAAACAUGGGGACUCACCAAAAAACAGACGUGUUGUCUUCCCACAGAGGAGGUGUUGCCACCGAUACUCAGGUGAUAAACAAGGAGAAGAGUCUCAAUGGUACAGUCAAGUUAUCCAACAAGAAUGGAGUUGCCACUGAUAUUGAGAUGUCAAACAUGGAGACUCACCAAAAAGCAGACAUGUUAUCUUCCCACAAACAAGGUGUUACUACCGAUAUUCAGGUGAUAAACAAGGAGCAGAGUCUCAAUGGUGCAAUUAAGUUAUCCAACAAGCACAGAGUUGCCACUGAUAUUGAGAUGGGAAACAAGGAGCUUGGGGUCAAUGGUACAAUUAAGUUACCCAACAGGCACGGAGUUGCCACUGAUAUCGAGGUUGGAAACAAGGAGUGCAGGGUCAAUGGUACAAUUAAAGGUCAGCCAUUAACUAUGUCUAAACCAAAGACAUUGGUUCAAUCUAAACCAAAGGCUUCUUCCAUGUCUCCUGGUGCUGAUCAUAUUGCUGAAGCGUCUAAAAGACCUCCUCAUCCCGAUUCCAAGUAUCUGAACCAGAUACUCUCAGUUCCCAAGAUGGACGGGUGGUCUGGAUUUGAUGACCAGGAAUGGUUGCUUGGAAGCAAGAGUACUCUGGUUAGGAAACCCGACGUGUGUCUUGAUGAAGCUAAGGACCAUCAGGUAUGGUCAGAAGCUUUGCAAAUAGACUCUGCUGAUGUUUUUGCUCUCCCAUACGUAAUACCUUAUUAACUGCUGUUGACAUGAUGAGUUUCGAAGGACCAAACUAAGCUAUUUGGCUCGGAAAUGCCUAUGCUGGGCUCUCAGUUGGAUUCUUUCUCACCUUCCUACUCUGAUGGCCGUUCUGAUAUUGACUCAACAGUUAGGUACAUCGAUCACCAUUGCUGUUCUUUCUCGCGGGCUUGACACAAAAACCAUUUGUUGCCAUGUGCUUGAACAUUUUACUGUUACAGCCCCAGAUGAAACUAACCUUUGUGUGUAGGAGGUUGCAUGCAUAAAAGCCUAGAUGCCAUUCUAAUUGUGAGUGUAAACAAAACUAGUAUUUGUGGUCUGUACAACUCCACACAAAUUUUGAUUUUGUAAUAUAGAACUCUGCUAUAUUGUAAGAUAAGAGGGGGCAAAAGGAAGAAAAAAAAAUCAAAUAUAAGUAGCAGCAGCUGAAUUCAUUUUAUUUUAUUCA